Sorghum bicolor (sorghum) is the source of this 786-nucleotide messenger RNA. RefSeq lists its product as uncharacterized. The transcript is spliced from 3 exons. Bases 255 to 635 code for a protein of 126 amino acids. The record is from RefSeq and is a predicted model, not a curated record. NCBI's taxonomy places the organism in Eukaryota, Viridiplantae, Streptophyta, Magnoliopsida, Poales, Poaceae.
CAGCCGUCGGAUCUUUGAUCGUGUGGUCGCGAUUGUUUGGAGCGGAUUCGAACGGAAGCGGCUUCUACUGCUUCUUUUUGUUUUUGAUCGGCUUUUCCUCUGCUUCUGACGGUGUCGAGCGGCUUCUGCUCCGGAGCCAACCAACCAAAUAUAUACGUGGCCUUCCGAUUCUCCUUCCUGAUUCUUCCACUGGAAAAAAAAGUCGAGCCUCUCGCUCCCAACCCGACGGCGCGGGACGAGCGCCCCUCCCCCCGAUGCGGCGAUGUGGAGCCGGCGCGGCGGCGCUGAGGCGAGCACGCCCCCCUGGCGGCGGCGCUGGCCGAGCACCUCCCCUUCCCCGCCGUGGUGGCGUGGCGGCGCCCCACAGGCGAGUGCCCCGGCCCCAAGUUAAACAAAGGUUGCUUGGUAAUCGUGCAUCUGCAUCUAGGCAUGUAUUGUGUGAGAGGCAGGGGAAGAUCAAUGAAGCUUAUAAGAAGCUGCAGGAUGGAUGGCUGACAAUGGGCACGAAGUCCCUUCUGUUCAGUUUGCUAAGGUCGCUGGGUACCUCAAGGGCUCAUUUCUUGUUUACUGGACAGUUGAUAUAUUGUGGUACAACACAUCCUGCCUCAUAUCUUGCCAACUCUUCAAACUAUUAAUGAGUUUGUCAUUGGGCCAAUGAAAAUUCUUGGAUGCUCCAAAACAGCUCUUACUUUCCUUUUCUAUUCAUUAGACUAGGUGUCUUAUGUAAGAUGUUUUCUACUUACUCAUAUUGUAGUAUAUAUACCUAGCACAUUUUCUCCAUCGUUA